This is a messenger RNA of Polypterus senegalus (gray bichir), 4602 nucleotides long. Its product is annotated as androglobin-like. Lineage: Eukaryota; Metazoa; Chordata; Cladistia; Polypteriformes; Polypteridae. The transcript is spliced from 3 exons. Gene Ontology annotation, molecular function: heme binding; oxygen binding; calcium-dependent cysteine-type endopeptidase activity. Gene Ontology annotation, biological process: proteolysis. The coding region runs from base 1 to 4602 and encodes 1533 amino acids. The record is from RefSeq and is a predicted model, not a curated record.
AUGGAUAAGUGGCUGAAAACUGGAACUCAUAAGAGAGCUGCAGUUAGCAUUGAAAUCCACCCUGCUGAUUUGGCAGCUGCAAGUAUUUCGAAGCAGUCUGAUGAUUUACAAGCACAAGAUGACCAGGAUGCAGCGACUGAUAGGCCUGUUCUUGAAAGUAAUAAUCAGUCGGGACCAAGUAAAUUUGAAAAACAAGACAAGUUUCCUUGGCCAGAGUGGAAUGAUGCUGACAUCAAUGGUGAGGUAUGGGAUGCGACAAAGCCAGGUAAAGAGAGAGAAAAGGCAAGCAAAAUCCCCAUUGUUCACUUUUUUAAUGAUCCUAAAGGAAAAAUCCAGAUGCCACCAUCCGUUACUGUCCACACAUGGAGACGUCCCACUGAUUUCAUAGUGGACAAGACACCUGUUGUUAUAGAAAACCAAACCUGGUUUGAUUUGGUUUCUUCAAAUGUACACUUACUUGGCAGUGAAAUGUUGAGGAGGAUAAUCUGCGACAUCUGCACUCUCUGGAGAUCCUGCAAUGGGAUUUUGACAACUGAAGGAAGAAGCAGGAUGAUGGAUCAUUCAACUCUUUCAUGGAAACCUUGGGAACAUAUUUAUUCCCUCUGCAAGGUCAAGAAGGGUCACAUAGCACAGUACAACUUUUAUGGGAAAUAUGUAGUAAAGCUUUAUUGGAUGGGGUGCUGGCGAAAGAUUAUAAUUGACGACACUGUUCCAUUUGAUAAUAACAACAAAAUGUUACUGCCAGCUACAUCCUGUGACACGGAAUUAUGGCCGAUUCUGUUGGCCAAGGCGAUCAUCAAACUGACAAAUGUAGAUAUGAGUAAGGAUAGAAAAAGUGAGCUUGGAGAACUUUCAGUUGUGCAUACUCUCACUGGGUGGUUCCCUGAAACUGUUCCUCUCAGUGCAGGAUAUUUAAACCAAGUCUGGAGUUUUCUAAAACAAACAGUUCCACCAGAGACCAUAGAAGAGAGUAGUUCAUUGAUUAGAUCUUUGUCUAAAUCGAACAAUGUAAGUAGUCCACGUCCAGAAAUUAAGAGUGGCGCGGUGACCUCUGCUGAAUCUGGGCCCUUGAUUACAAAUAGUAAACCUGCAGAGGAUGAAAAUGUGAUAGAUGAUGUUCAGGCAGGCUCGUCAUCCUCCAGUGAGACUGAGGAUGAUCAGCCAGGCAUGGGGACUAAGGAAGGGGUAAAGACUCCACGGAUGGCUGUUUAUGCCAGCUUCUUGUCAUCUCAUUUGACCGAGAAGAAAAUUCCUGGUCUUGAAGAGGCAAGUGAUUUCAAAGAGAAACUACAGAAUUAUGGCCUUCCAUCUAAUUGGAAUCAUGCAGUGUUAGUGACUAAAACUAGAUCUUUCACAACCGCUUCUGUUCCUUCUCAGUCUUUGUCAUUUUCCACCUGGAAGGCGAUACGUAGAAUUAAAUCUGCAGGGAAGCAAGAACGCUUUGUUGAAAUUGUGAGUCCUUUCCUCAACUAUGGCAGAGAACCCAUGGCAGGGACAUCAGUGAAACCUGCUGAACAGGAGAUGGAUAACACCAAAGAGAAAGUGAAUGAUAUUGAGGCCGUGACAGCUGGAAAUUCUGCAGAGAAACCACAAACGGGUCACUCUGGGCAAACUGUCAGUUCAGAUAAUAUCUCGACUCGGGAGGUAUCCGUUACUCCUCCUUUAGAACAGCAGAGACCUCAGAACACUUGGGUUACCUUUGAGGAUUUCUGUACGUGUUUUCCAACUUUGUUAGUGUACCACAUGCCCGCAACAUACCAGCACUCUGCCCAAAAGUCGGAUUUAAGGUCUGUUGAGGAAAAGAGGUGCACCUUUCUUUCUGUAGACAACUUGCAACCAACAGAAAUUGUCACCUGUUUUUCUCCUUUUUCCAACUGGAAAGAGCCUGAGAGCAACGAAACGGGUGGUCUGCUCACCGCAGAACCGUUUUCAUGGAAAAACGUGGCCACAUACAUGCCCAUUCUGCAAAUUAAUACUUGUGCAACCAAAGCGGCCCUGGUCAUGCUGCCCGCCGGCCGUCAUGUGUUACGAUUUACGGCGAGAUGCCCCCAAGGGUACCACAUUCAUCUCUGUAGUACUGUUCAAUUCGCUUUUGGUGAGGAGGAACUUGUCAUGCCAUUUCUGGCACAAGAAAGCCAAAACUUUAUCGAACAAGCAACAGCCAUCCUGAAGGCUGUCAGGAAUGUUAUCGAUAAUUUUAGCAAUGAAGAUGAACUUUUGCAGGCCCAGAAUGAUCUUGAAGCUGCUCACUGCCCCUUGCAACUGAAUGACCCGGAGGCAGUCAAAGAACACUUUGAAGCCUUCAACGGUGCUUUGUACUACACCAUAACCAAAGCUCUAGCAAACAGCAACGUCCAAGAUAUGACAUUUGCCAUUCAAGCCUUAACUUACAAUGAUUCCACGGCGACCUAUUUCAAAGGUAACCCAAGAUCCUCUGAGGUGAAUGUAGAUGUUCCUCCACAGUGGAUUAACAGAGUGGCAACUGCAGAAGAAGUACAGGCUGUGAUUGUCAUACAGGCAGCAUGGAGAGAAUAUUAUGGUAGUAAACUGAUGAAGGCAAGAAAUGUGAAGACAAAAGAGAACAAAAGAGCAGUGCAGGCACUGCAGAAAAUCAAGUCUGCACUAGAUGCAAAUUUUGAGGAGCAUUCUGUUACUCUGCUAAGAUAUCUUUUCAAAAGUAAUGUGCAGUCAAUCCAUCUGUACCCAUGCUAUGAGGAUGAGUGGACCAAGGUUUCAUUUGCUGACUAUGUAGUAACCUAUCCUGAUAAACCAGCAAACUCCUGGUUUUUGGUCUUUAGGGAAGUGUUUGCUUUCCCUGAAGACAUGGUUAUUGUGCCACAUAUAUACUCCAAUGUGCCAGCCAGUAUUCUUCACGUGUUUGAAAAUGAUACUGGAGAAGAAGUAGAGAGGAUCUUCCAGAAAGUUCAGCCACAUUUCUACUCCAAAAACAAAACCUAUACGUUCAUGGCAGAAGCUGCUUCUGGGGAUUCAGCUAUUACUGCUGGAGAGUGGAAAAUGCGCCUAGUUGGCUCUUGUCUUCCUUUGCCAGUUCCUUGCAAAAAUACCAUAAACCACCUGUUUUUGGUGAAAGAGUACAAAGAUUAUUAUAUCCCAAAUGAUAGACAGCUCAUUUGCCGGGUCUUUGUCACUGUAACUGUAAAACACUUCACCACUGUUCAGAUCCAGACAUCCCAAUCUGAUGUCUAUAUCAAGCUACAGAUACUUGAUAAUGAAGAAGAGGUGGCAUCUACCAUUCGUAAAGGUUGUGCUGUUAUUCCAGUAUUUACAUUUUGGCCAAAUGAAACGCCGUCCUCAACAUCAAGUGAAGGCACCGCUGCAGUCAGAAAAGUGGAAAGAAGCACCUCUGGUAGAAGCCAAGGCCAAGCCGAUGCGUCUAACUCUGUAUCAAAAGAUGCGGUGGUCACAAAGUCAAAGAAUCACAAAUAUGUCGUUCAGGCUUCUGUACUGCACAAAAGUUGGACCCUAACUGAUGACCAGCAAGCCUUUGUAAAGACAUUAAAAGAACAGCAAAAAAAUGAAAUUAAAGUACAUGGUAAAAAACCAGAGGAAGUACCAGAAGAAAAGCCAGCAGAUACACCUAGCCUAACACCCAUCUUACCUCAGAAAGUCACAAAGGGCUCCAUUGCAGCCUUUAAGAGGAUUAAAGACAAGCCUUUGGAAAAGCCUUUGGAUAAAUUAAAGUUUAGCAAAGAGGCAGAAACUCCUGUGCGGAAACCAGACUCCAAAUUGUUUUCCUCAUCCAACCUACAGCAAUUGUUCCGAAAGGCAAAUGUCUCACCAGUUGUUGUCAGGUCACCUUCACCCAGUAGUCUCUGGAAACAACGGAAAACUCCAAGUGUCCAGCCAGAAGCGGAAAGUGAAAAAGAGUCUUUUGAUGUCACUAAGGCCUAUUGGAGCCUUCACAUUGUGUGUGAUCCUAAUGAUUCAGACUCAAUAGUAUUAAAAAAAGACACUGAACGAGUUGAGGAAAUCCGGGCCAUGAAGCUGGCAUGGGAAUCUGCCGAGCCAGGAAGAGCUAAGAAGGCUAUGCUUGCUCGUCUUCAGUAUAUUAAACAACUCCCACAAAAAGUACUUUUUGGUAACAUCAGAAAGGCCAUAACUGGCAGCACUGCCGUGGCAGGUAGUUCUGGAAGUGUUACAGACCGAAAAACUUCGGAUCAUGCUAAAGAUGAGGAUGCCAAGCUGCCUGCGGAAUUUACUGUUUUCUUUAGGAAAACCGUCACAGAGCCCAUUUUUAGAGACAAAUCUGUUACUGAGCAGCAAACCAGAGAACACUGUGAGAAAAUGGAUCGCUUCAAGAAAAACCGAGAGAUGAUCCUCAACCAAAGAGAGCUAGAGAAACAAUCGAGGGGCCAGCUGAAACACAAACAAAUGGAGAUGUAUGAACAAUUUCAAACCACGUUAGACGAGAAAAGGGAAAAGAUUCUUGAAUGUCGAGAAGAAUUCCGACAGACACAGAUCACAAACCUAAAGCAUCAAAUGAGUGAAGAAGCUGUACCCCCACCAGAAGAGGGAGUGAAACCAGCGAAAAUGACGUCUAUAUCCCAGCAGAAGAGCCCCAAGGGAGGAAAAAAGAAAUGA